Messenger RNA from Schistocerca piceifrons (Central American locust), 627 nucleotides. RefSeq names its product poly [ADP-ribose] polymerase tankyrase-2-like. The coding region runs from base 1 to 627 and encodes 208 amino acids. Gene Ontology annotation, biological process: protein localization to ciliary inversin compartment. The record is from RefSeq and is a predicted model, not a curated record. Gene Ontology annotation, molecular function: protein binding. Gene Ontology annotation, cellular component: ciliary inversin compartment. NCBI's taxonomy places the organism in Eukaryota, Metazoa, Arthropoda, Insecta, Orthoptera, Acrididae. The transcript has a single exon.
AUGCUUGCCAGUGUCACAAAGGGGGGGACACAUGAAGCUGCCAAGUAUGGAAACUUGGCUGAACUGUUCGAGAUCCUGCAACAUGGAAUGGACAUCAACAGCCGGUGUGAAAAUGGCUACACUGCAAUUCACAGAAAGGCGAAGUGUGGCGACACCUCAGCUGUAAACUGGCUGCUGGAGUCAGGUGCCAAUGUCACUGUGUGGGGUGACUGGCAGCAGACUACCCUCCACGUAGCAGCAGCAUACGGCAGACAGGGUGUCGUGAUGGUCCUGCUGUUUCACGGUGCGGACAAAGACGCGUGGGACGGCUGUGGGCAGACUGCUUUGCAGAUUGCCGCCACAUGUGGUGAAGCAGCUGUCGUAAACCUGCUGUUGUGGUUGGGGACAGACCGGUCUGCUGCCGGCUACGGUAAGAUGCCUCUGGAGCUAGUCCUGGCAUGCAACAGGAGGGCAGUCCUAGAUAUACUGAGCAGGAUUUGUCCCGAGUAUCACGGGGCUGUACUACCAUUUGCAGACAAAGCAAGUAAAAACAUAGUAUACUGUGAAAUACAUGUAAUUGAAUUAUUGAAAUAUUUACCUCCUCCCCCUUCUUACUUCUCCCUGUACUGGUCACACUUCCACAUGUGA